AUGUCGGCGCCUGCAGCCUCCGACUAUGAGCUCCUGACGGAACACUUUAGCUACCCACCAGCCGCCCUCAUCGACGACAUCAUCAACACCGUCAACGUCCUUGCCGACCGCGCCCUCGAUUCGGUCGAGCGACUCCUCCUCUCCAUCCCUCCCCAGAAACUCGGCUUCUCCAAAAAGGGCGCCAGGCAGGCGGCCGAAGAUGACGCGUCGGCGGCGCAGGAGGCGGCCAAGCGCGAGAUCGAAAACGGCACGCACCAGCUCGAGACGCUGCUGAAUGCGUCCAUCGACAAGAACUUUGACCUCUUCGAGCUCUACACGAUGCGCAACAUCCUCAACGUCCGCCCCGACGACCGGCCGUUCAUGCGCCUCGCGCACUACGAGGGCUUGGACUUUGCUUCGCACCCCGAUCGGCCGACGAGCGAAUCGGUGACGGCCCUCCGCAGGAAGCUGCAGCAGAGCCAGAGGCUGCAGGUUGCCCUCGAGGCCGAGAGGACGAGGAACGAUGCGCUGCUGGGCAAGCUCAGGAGCGCGCUCGGCAUGGGCGACGGGCCCGAGGUGAAGAAGGAGGACGGCGCGCAGUCGGCGGCGGACCCGACCCCCUUCGCCUUCCUCCGCAACAAGGGCGGGCUCGAAGAGGGCGGCGCGGAUCGGCCGAUCACGACGACGGCCGAGUUUGCUCUCUCCCAGCUCCAAGCCCUGCGCGCCCUCUCCGCCUCCCUGCGGACCAUCCAACCCGACCUGGGCACGGCGGCCGAAGGGGAGCAGCUGGCCGAGGGCAGCAAGUCGUGGAGGCGCGAGCGGGUCGAGUACAUCGAAGCCUCGUCGCGCAAGUACCUCGAGCGCGCCGCCGGACUCGAGCUCGGCCCUCACGGAGAGCUUCGCGACGGCGAGUGGCAGGGCGACGGACGGGGCACCAAGGCAGACAAGGCCGAGGUCGAGGGCCUCGAGCGGCUGGCCUCGCUGCUGGGAAGCGGCAAGGACAAGGAGGGCCCGUCAUCGGCGGCCAUCGCGGGGCAGGGCGGCGACGAUGCCAUGGACGAGUCGACCGGCUGA
This is a messenger RNA of Drechmeria coniospora, 1053 nucleotides long. RefSeq lists its product as uncharacterized. The record is from RefSeq and is a predicted model, not a curated record. NCBI's taxonomy places the organism in Eukaryota, Fungi, Ascomycota, Sordariomycetes, Hypocreales, Ophiocordycipitaceae. Gene Ontology annotation, biological process: mitotic cell cycle; protein localization to kinetochore; mitotic sister chromatid segregation. Gene Ontology annotation, cellular component: nucleus; chromosome, centromeric region. Bases 1 to 1053 code for a protein of 350 amino acids. The transcript has 2 exons.